Protopolystoma xenopodis is the source of this 237-nucleotide messenger RNA. NCBI's taxonomy places the organism in Eukaryota, Metazoa, Platyhelminthes, Monogenea, Polystomatidea, Polystomatidae. The record is from the annotation of a GenBank genome assembly.
AUGGGUCGAUUGGAUGGCCAUCUGGCUGUAGGUGAUCUGGUUCAUCUGAGCCUGGACACGGUACGCCGUGCUGGGUUACAGCGCAACCACACUGGGACUCAUGUGCUCAACUACGCUUUGCGUCGCGUCCGCACUGAGGCAGAUCAGAAGGGAAGUUUGGUGGCGCCGGAUCGCUUUCGUUUUGACUAUAGUGCAAAUGUAAGUUGGCUCUGCUCGAAAUUUUUAAAAAUAACCUAA